ACUUUUUCCCCCUCGCUUCCUCUUUUUUUUUUUUUAUAAAAAAAUGAGUUCUUUUGCAGUACCAGACACAAAGAGUCUUAAAAGAAAGAGAGAAUUAGAAAUAGAACUAUCAAAAGAAGUUGAAGAUCAGCCUACAUCUCGUGAUGCUUCUGACGAAGAUAACACAGAUACUUCUUUACCACAGCCUCUUCAUCAAGAACUAAGCCCUGUUACAAAGAAAUUACGUCAAUUUGGACCUAACCUUUCUGCAAGUGAAGAAGAAAAUGAUCAUUUGGUCUGUUUACCUCCUGGUAUAGAAGAGCAAUAUGGGUUCAGAAUUAAUCCUCCACCAGUGGAUAGACCCAUUCGUAUCUAUUGUGAUGGAAUCUAUGAUCUAUUUCAUUUUGGACACGCUAAAGCACUCGAACAAGCCAAAAAGGCUUUCCCUAAUGUGUAUCUUUUAGUGGGUGUAUGUAACGAUAUCGAAACACACAAACGUAAAGGAAAGACGGUGAUGACAGAUGUUGAAAGAUAUGAAGCUGUUCGACAUUGCAAAUGGGUGGAUGAAGUGAUUGAAAAUGCCCCUUGGAUUAUUGACCAAGAGUUUCUUGAUCACCACAAGAUCGAUUAUGUCGCCCAUGAUGCUGAACCCUAUCAGAGUAAAGAGUCAGGUGAUGUUUAUGCAUUUGUAAAAGCGCAAGGCCGAUUCUUCCCAACUCAGCGUACAGAUGGAAUAUCCACUUCUGAUCUCAUCACUCGUAUCGUACGUGAUUAUGAUGCUUAUCUUCGUAGAAACCUUGAACGUGGCGUUAGUGCAAAAGAAUUAAAUAUCUCCUUCUUAAAAGAAAGAAAAAUAAAGACCAAAAAGUCAAUAGAGGAUUUUAGGCAAACACUGAAAACUGCUAUCAAUGAUACAAUAUUACAUUGGGAAGAUAAGAGUCAUGACUUUAUAAGAGGCUUCAGUGGCGUCUUUGGUGCAGAAGAUGUAGUGGAUAAAUUUUGGAAAUACAGAAACAAAAAGAGACUUCAAUCUGAGAAUAGUAGUAGUCAAGCAAGUAGCAGAGUGCAGUCAGAAGAUGAAGAGAUGGAAAAGAAUGCUAAAGACUAAGUUGUACAUUAUUUUUGAAAUUCAAACAAAAUAAAGCUAGUACUUAGACUACACAGCCUAUGAAUAUUUAUAAUGAUUUACACUAUACAGUGAAAACGGUACAUGUAAUUAAGUCAAAUG
Messenger RNA from Rhizopus microsporus ATCC 52813, 1207 nucleotides. RefSeq lists its product as uncharacterized. The coding region runs from base 44 to 1087 and encodes 347 amino acids. Gene Ontology annotation, biological process: CDP-choline pathway. The record is from RefSeq and is a predicted model, not a curated record. Gene Ontology annotation, cellular component: nuclear envelope. The transcript has 5 exons. NCBI's taxonomy places the organism in Eukaryota, Fungi, Mucoromycota, Mucoromycetes, Mucorales, Rhizopodaceae. Gene Ontology annotation, molecular function: phosphatidylcholine binding; choline-phosphate cytidylyltransferase activity.